Filobasidium floriforme is the source of this 1116-nucleotide messenger RNA. RefSeq lists its product as uncharacterized. The coding region runs from base 134 to 769 and encodes 211 amino acids. Lineage: Eukaryota; Fungi; Basidiomycota; Tremellomycetes; Filobasidiales; Filobasidiaceae. The transcript has 4 exons. The record is from RefSeq and is a predicted model, not a curated record.
CGCGUCAUCGUUCCCGAUCGAUCGACCUUUGGUCGUAAUUACUCGUCCUUGUACAAGUCGACAACACCUUCAUCUCCCAUCACACCUAUAGCCACAUCAACUUACAGCACACAAACAUAGUCUCUUGGAUACCAUGGGCAUCGUCACUUCCACCCUCCGAUCCGUCAACGCCUGGGCCCACUUGCCAAGCACCCUCAGAGCCGGGUACGUCCUCGGAUGGGGAGCUCUCUUUGGAGCCAACAUCUGGAACUCGUUCAUCGGCGGGAUCAUCGCUUUCAAGACCCUCCCUCGACAAGUAUUCGGCAACCUCCAAUCACGCCAAUUCCCAAUCUUCUUCGCCUACUCUACCUUCCUCUCCCUCGGUCUCCUCACCCUGGACCUGAAACUCCGCCCUGCGCUUCUCACUUCUUUCAAACACUCCCCUUUCCAGACCCUCAUGGCGUUGAACGGGAGAGAGUUUUGGGGAAGUACUGCUGGGUUGAGUGUUGUAACUGGGUUGGUGCAUGCGGUGAAUGGGUUGGUUGUGACUCCGAAGGCGAGUGAGGUUAUGUUCGAGAGGCAUCGGUUGGAGAGGAUUGAGGGGAAGAGUUCAGAUUCGCGAAACCCUUCAAAGGAGAUGCAAACGCUCAACAGCCGAUUCACCAAGCUCCACUCGGCCUCGUCGACCUUGAACACGGUCGGGCUGAUCACGACGGGUUUGAUCGGGUGGAAGAUCGGGAGCGUCGGAUUCGGACCGAGGGGGAGUGGGGGGUUGGGCGUGAUGCCCUAGGUGUUGGAUGCGUACCUGGAGUUGGUGGGGGAAGACGGUCAGGGCCCGAAUGGGACGGUUGAUAAGGCACCUGGAUGCACGGAGCAGGACACGGGAUGUGGGGAUGGGUAUCGAAGGAACGCGCUGGCCGAAUUUGGCGAACGGAUCGAGGCUCUUCUUUUCGUCAUCCAAAAGAAGAAGAGCGACACGGCCCGGGCUGAAUCAUCUAUGCAGUAGGCAGCAUGGUAUGGGAGGGCAAGGUACGGGCUGGGCUGCGUGGGCGUGGGAUAUUGGUUCAUCGUGGUGUGAGAGCAAUCAGAUAAAAGACUGUAUCGAAGAAAACAAGACAUGGCGAGUGAUAAAAAAGA